Messenger RNA from Dama dama (fallow deer), 1098 nucleotides. Its product is annotated as collagen alpha-1(III) chain-like. The coding region runs from base 1 to 1098 and encodes 365 amino acids. NCBI's taxonomy places the organism in Eukaryota, Metazoa, Chordata, Mammalia, Artiodactyla, Cervidae. The transcript has 3 exons. The record is from RefSeq and is a predicted model, not a curated record.
AUGAACUGGAUGUGGGACAGGGGCAGCAACACCGACCGCUGGAUGUUUAUUUCCAUUUCUUUUGGGUGUGUACCUACAGGUCGGGGUGGGACUGUCCGCAGCAUCAGCAGCACAAACAGCAGCUGCGGGCGGCCGGACGGAAAAAGGAGACUCCGGAGGUCCCAAGAGAGGUCCUUUGCCAAGGCCGUAGCCCCGACCCGAAACCGUCCCCGCCGUCUCGCCCAGCAGGGCGCGGCCCCAGCGCCACCCGGCUCGCCCCGGAGAGGUGGGACUUUCCCCACCGGAAGUGAUCCCGUCCAGUCUCGGGGAACUGGGGCACCUCAACCAGUGUGUCAGGGAAACCCUUCCGGGUGUGUGCUGGGGGGGUGGGGUGGGGGGGGUGAGAAAAAAAAGAGGUGGGUUCGCUUGGAGUCCCAGCGGCCGCCGCCGCCGCCGGACGGCCCCCGCCCCUUUCCCCUCUGCGAGCUGCAGCGCAGGGGAGGCGGUGAGACGGAGGAACCGGCCUCUCGCCAUGGCCUUGGCGUGACAGAGUUUCCCGGGCGGCCGGGCGGGUGCGGACGGCAGGGCCGGACGACACCCGCGGGAGCCGCGGCCCAGAGACCCGCCCGGGCGACAGUGACUGGAGCGGAGACCACAGGCCCGGGCCGGCUCGGCAGCGCGAGCAGGAAGCGGGGUCCCUGGGUCCCUUUGUGUGAAGGGCGAAGGAGGGGUGCGGGGCAGCCCCCGGCCGCGGGCUCCUUGGACGCCUGUCCUCCCGCGGGGGCCCCCGUCGGUCCUGCGGCGUUCCCCCCCCGCCAACUUCCCUUCGGGGGGCGCGUCUCGCCUCCCCCCGCCCUCCUCCGGGCUGCUCAGGGCUCGCCCUUUCCCCACGCCCCCUGCCUGGGCUUCAGUUCCUAUAGGAAGGGCAUUACCAUCCCAUCCCCACCCACCCCGACACUUCGCUCUUUCCCCUCCCCCUCCUUUAACUUCCUCUUCUUCCCCCGUCGGGCCCUGGGCUCCUCUGCACUCUCCUCCCGGGUUCGCAGAUUUCCGCCCACGUUCCGCCUCUCCGAGCAGCGCCGCAGCGAGCGGGGUGUUAUUUUUCCCUCCCUUUGGUAG